UUUUCGUUUUUUGAUCACAUUUCGAGGACAGCAAGAUGAGGGAGAUCGUGCAUCUGCAGGCUGGACAGUGCGGCAACCAGAUCGGAGCGAAGUUCUGGGAAGUUAUUUCUGAGGAGCACGGCAUCGAUCAGUCGGGCAUUUAUCACGGCGACAGCGAUCUGCAGCUGGAGCGUAUCUCCGUGUAUUACAACGAAGCAUCCGUCGCAACAUCCACAAAUGGCGGGAAAUACGUGCCGCGCGCGAUUCUGCUGGACCUGGAACCGGGAACGAUGGACGCCGUUCGUUCCGGCGCUUACGGGAAACUCUUCAGACCGGACAACUUCGUGUUCGGCCAGUCCGGUGCCGGUAACAAUUGGGCGAAGGGCCAUUACACCGAGGGUGCCGAACUGGUCGAUUCCGUGCUCGACGUCGUGCGAAAAGAGUGCGAGAACUGCGACUGUCUUCAAGGUUUUCAACUGACGCAUUCGUUAGGAGGCGGAACUGGAUCCGGUAUGGGCACGCUGUUGAUCUCGAAGAUUCGCGAGGAAUAUCCCGAUCGCAUUAUGAACACGUACUCGGUAAUGCCUUCGCCAAAGGUGUCCGACACGGUCGUGGAGCCGUACAACGCGACUCUGUCGGUGCAUCAAUUGGUCGAGAACACCGACGAGACUUAUUGCAUCGACAACGAGGCCCUGUACGACAUCUGUUUCCGUACUCUCAAGGUUUCCAAUCCCAGUUACGGCGAUCUUAAUCACCUGGUCUCGCUUACCAUGUCCGGAGUGACGACUUGUCUUAGGUUUCCCGGCCAGCUGAACGCCGAUCUGCGAAAGCUCGCGGUUAACAUGGUGCCCUUCCCACGUCUGCACUUCUUCAUGCCGGGCUUCGCGCCACUUACGUCCCGGUCUAUGCAACAAUAUUCCGCUCUAUCGGUGCCGGAGCUCACUCAGCAGAUGUUUGACGCCAAGAACAUGAUGGCGGCCUGCGACCCACGUCACGGCAGAUACCUCACCGUGGCGGCCGUUUUUCGCGGUAGAAUGUCGAUGAAGGAGGUGGACGAGCAGAUGCUCAGCGUGCAGAACAAGAACAGCUCGUACUUCGUCGAGUGGAUACCGAACAACGUGAAGACCGCCGUUUGCGACAUCCCGCCGAAAGGCUUGAAGAUGUCGUCGACCUUCAUCGGCAAUACAACCGCCAUUCAGGAACUGUUCAAGAGAAUCUCCGAGCAGUUCACCGCCAUGUUCAGGAGAAAGGCCUUCCUCCAUUGGUACACCGGCGAGGGUAUGGACGAGAUGGAGUUCACCGAGGCCGAGUCCAACAUGAACGACUUGGUGUCCGAGUAUCAGCAAUAUCAGGAAGCCACGGCGGAGGAGGACUUCGAAACGGAAGAGUGCGCCGAUGACUUCGAAACUUGCGAGCAGGAAAACUAAAACGAUUGAUUUUCUUUUGCUAAAUUUAUCUCCUGCUUCUUUAUCUGUAUCCCUAUCGCGUUGCCGAAGUUCGCACGAUCGACACUGUGCGCACAUUCGCGCAAGGGAAAUCCCGUUCUUUUUUGAUACCUUUUACGUACGAUACGCUUUUGUAAUCAACGUGAAGUGUAAUAUAGAUGAUUGAGAGGUUGCUUUUUCAAUAUGUUGUGAUACUGGAUUAUUUAUGAAAUAAAUAUUUGAAAAAAAAAAAAAAAAAAAAGAACAACUGCAUUCUUGAGAUGAUGAGUGAUAUGUAGAAAAACAAUUAGAGGUUGCUGGGUGUUCUCUUCAUUAAUCUCCGAUGCGUCUGUAUUACAUUCAGCUUUGACCCAAUGAUAAUCACACACAGAUAUGUUGCUAUAAAGGAGUGUGGACUGAAAAGUUUUGCAAUAAAACAGUUUUUAAAAAUCA
This is a messenger RNA of Pseudomyrmex gracilis, 1856 nucleotides long. Its product is annotated as tubulin beta chain-like. Gene Ontology annotation, cellular component: microtubule; cytoplasm. Gene Ontology annotation, biological process: microtubule cytoskeleton organization; mitotic cell cycle. Lineage: Eukaryota; Metazoa; Arthropoda; Insecta; Hymenoptera; Formicidae. Gene Ontology annotation, molecular function: structural constituent of cytoskeleton; GTP binding; GTPase activity. The transcript is spliced from 4 exons. The coding region runs from base 36 to 1406 and encodes 456 amino acids. The record is from RefSeq and is a predicted model, not a curated record.